This is a messenger RNA of Plasmodium malariae, 873 nucleotides long. Its product is annotated as conserved Plasmodium protein, unknown function. The transcript has a single exon. Lineage: Eukaryota; Apicomplexa; Aconoidasida; Haemosporida; Plasmodiidae. Bases 1 to 873 code for a protein of 290 amino acids. The record is from RefSeq and is a predicted model, not a curated record.
AUGAAAUACAUAGCCUUUUUUACCGUCCUCCUUUUUUACUUUUACAAUGAACAAGGGGAUCCCCCUGAAACGAUAUGCCCCCAUUCUGUUCUCUCAAAAAAUGAAGAUAUAAAAAAUAUUAUGUACAACUUUUCAUUAAGCAAGAAAAAACAAGCCAAUUCAAGGAUUUUGUAUGACUUGUUAAGAAAACGUCGUAAGGGAAGGAGACGAAGAGUACAAAAUCGAAAAGGAAGAAGAAGACAAAAUAAUAGGAGAGCCAGAAAAUUGAAAAAAAAAGAACAACGAAGAAAAAGAAAAGAAGAAAGGAAACGAAAAAGGGAAAGAAGAAGGCAAGAACGGAAGAGAAAAAGGAAAGAACGAAAAAGGAAAAAAAAAGAAAAAAGAGAGAGAAAAAAAGAAAGAAAAAGAGAAAAAAAGGAAAGAAAAAGGGAAGAAAAGGAAAGAAGAAGAGAAGAAAAAGAACGACAGCAACAAACAAGUGAACAUGUUGACUUACAAGAACACAUGAAUAAAAAUAAUGAUGAAAUUGCACAGGAAACUGGGAAUGAAGAACAAAAAUAUACCACAAGAAAAAACAAUUAUGAACAGGAUGAUGAUAUGGCAUUCCCUAAUAGAUACAUAACUGAAAAACCUGAUCAUGAUGAUACAACAAAUAACGAUAAAAGCUCAUUACAGAGUAUUAACAGAACAGCAAAUGAACCGUAUUACAACAAUAUUGAAAAUAAUGCAGGGAAAAGCAUAAGCUCUUCACUCAGCUCCUCCUAUAAUGACACAGAAGAUAACGAGAAAGUUAUUAAUAUAGAUAAAUUAAAACAUGAACCCAAAAAUGUAAUAGUUCAAAAGAUUAAGCGAGCGCUGCAAAUGUUACAGUAG